AUGAUGGCUGCAGUUCAGCAGGCAUUUGUUGUCACAGCGCCUGCAGCUCCUGCGCCGGUUCGGCCGAAGAGCCUGAACGGCACGGCUAAUGACCCAAGGAUGGAUCUUGAUGACAAGCCCCACCAUUUCACGCUGGAGAACGGUACUACAUUCGGCAGCGGUCUGCAGAGGGGUGAUACUCGCAUUGUUACCAUCGUCUACGGUCCAGGGCAAGAAAAGAUCCUGUCCGUCUUUGCAGAGGUAUUAGGGCAGCCCUGCAGGCUAGGUGUCAGUUUCUCAAAUGUCACUUUGGCUGAUCAAGGUGCCAUCGUGGGCAUUCUGGCUUCCGAUGCUACGGUCGACCUUGCAGGGCGGGACCGAAAUCUUGUCGUUGCUAUCAACGCACAUUGCGUCAACUUGGGCAUGCCUCCAAACCCCUUUCUCUCGUCACAAUGCGACUAUGAGUUUCUUUACACAGACACACCCUUUUCUCGCCGAGACCUUGCCAGGUUCAUUUCAUUCACACUAGGUCAGAUCAACCACCACGAAACGCUCAUGACGAAGCCCCGGACGUUUAUGAUCUCGACAACAUUUCCCGACGUACGCGCCGCGCUGCCGAACAUCGACAUACUUACCGUUGGGGCUGACGCGGUAGAGCUGAGAGUUGAUCUGCUCAAAGAGCCUCUAGCUGAAGGGGGACACGCUUCAGUUCCGAGCUUAAGCUACGUCGGCGAGCAGGUAAUGUUGUUGCGGCAACGGACGGAGCUUCCUAUCAUCUUCACCACCAGAUGUACAAGGGAGAACGGUCGGUUUCCAAUGGAUAACCCCGACCUGUACUACGAUUACCUAUACAGAGCAAUACAAUGGGGUGUCGAAUAUAUCGACGUUGAGGUGUGGCUACCAGAGAGAAUCAGACAACGAUUAUGGGAAAAGCGAGGAAGCAGCCGGAUUAUGUCUGCGUUUCACGAUUUCUCAGGUACUUUCAAGUGGCCCUCAGCUCAUGCUCAAGACAUUUUUUCCGAGUCGCGACGUUUUGCAGACAUUGUCAAAAUGCAUGCCAUCAUCAACGAUCACAACGAGAACUUUGAGUUGGAGUACUUCCGCGUCAAGAUGAAGUCGGAACAGCCCGGUGCUCCACCUCUGUCCGCCGUCAACAUGGGAGAGGUAGGACAGUUUUCGAGAACACUAAACCGGGUAUUUACCCCCAUAACACACCCGCUUCUGCCCAUAAUAGCUGCACCAGGGCAGAUGAGUGCCGCACAGAUCAACGCUGCCCUAGCUAUGGUUGGGCAACUUCCCAAGAAACACUUUUACGGCAUCAGUGGCCCAUCUUCUCGGGGUGCAACGCCCCAAGCCCCCUUCUAUGAAAAAUGCUUCAACGAACUGGGACUCCCCCAUCAUUUUUCUGUCGUCCAACGCCAGGCACGCGGCAUCGGUGGUGUUGAUACUUGGUGCAAUCAAAAGGACUUUGGUGGCGCUUAUCUCAACCCGGCAAUGUCCCAUCACGAUCUAAUUUCAAAAAGCCAUUUCUUCCAGUCUCUAAACAGCGGAUCCGGCCCCAUUCUGACUGAAGCAGCACUGCGCAUCGGAGUUGUCGAUACCAUUGUUGUCAAACCGGGUCCGGCUUCCCCUGCCUCGAUACCUUCAACACCAAUACAACGAUCAUCUCCCGCACUUAAUGGAAAUGGACAGGGCUUUUACCAACCACCAGCAAGUGGACUACCGGCCGGCACUGCCCUCAUUUUUGACAAUGCCCUGUGGAGAGGCGUUCUCAGCACACUGACACGAGAUCUAGCACCAUCUGCGUACUUUGGCUGCUCCGCUGUUGUAUUGGCGAGCUCUUCAGAAGACGCUGCUAGCGUUAUUUUUGCCCUGAAAGCUCUCAGAGUCGGCAAAGUAUUCACUGUUGGGUUCAAGACACCGCCUGCGCUUGCAACCGAUCUCGAAAUUGAGCCUUUUACAUCACUUGAAAGUCUACAGCGGGCCCGCUCACCGAGUAUGAACACUGCCGGCGGUCCUGCGCUCAACCACAAGAUGGAAUCAGGACAUCAGCAACAACAACUACCACCAUUUGUGGUCGUCAGCGCCCUUAGCGCAGAGAAAGCUAGUAUAGUCGGCAUGGUUGUCCGCCUCUUUGGAUCUCAGGCUGGAAAGACCCCUGUUCCCACUACCGCCAACGGGACGAGCGGGACUCCGGCUGCGCCCCAACGGAGAGUCUUUUUAGAUCUGUCCCAGCCGAGUGGAUUGCGGAGAGGAGCGGACCCUACUUUGAUCGCGGAGCAAAACGGCUUUGCGGCAUAUGGCUUGGCAGAUACCGCUGCUUUUGCGACUGUCGAGACGCUACGGCUUUUGGUCGGCCAGAACGUGCCAUAUAGCUUUGUGAGACUGGCUAGUGGAAGGCCGUACUGA
Messenger RNA from Pyricularia grisea, 2388 nucleotides. RefSeq lists its product as uncharacterized. Gene Ontology annotation, molecular function: 3-dehydroquinate dehydratase activity. The transcript has a single exon. The coding region runs from base 1 to 2388 and encodes 795 amino acids. The record is from RefSeq and is a predicted model, not a curated record. Lineage: Eukaryota; Fungi; Ascomycota; Sordariomycetes; Magnaporthales; Pyriculariaceae.